AAGGUAUUCGUGAAAGGGCACUACAGCAAUCCCGAUUGUCGAGUAGAUUAUGGCAAGAUAGCAAAAGACGGUAAUCCAGUAGGAGGGAUUAAACUGAGUCAUGGAAUGUGCGACAUGGAUCGCCAACGAAUGAUUAAGCCGGAGGGAAUGCAGUUCUCCACUAUUCUUGUCAUCAGUUUCCAUCCAUUGUUCAUUACGAGUGUGGAUCGUGCUUUCCAUAUCAAAUGCAUGUACAAAGAAAUCGCACGAACCGUUUCAUCUGGUCUAGAAGUGAGUAUACUUCCAACGCAGGCAAUCGAAUAUGACUUUCCAAUGCCUGUUUGUACGUACACGAUUCGUAAGGAUGAAAUCGAUGGACCAGUGCUUAAAUAUGCCCAUGUUGGUGAUCAAAUAGUUCAUCGAUGGGAAUGCCAAUCAGAUGUUUAUGGUUUGUUGGUGCAUAGUUGUUUCGUUGAAGACGGACAAGGCGAAAAAGAACUCAUUAUUGACGAUAAAGGGUCAGUCUCCAUUCAUUUUCUCUCGUUGAACAGCUAUGAAGGCAUGAAGGCAUCACGAAAAGGCUUUUUCUGA
This is a messenger RNA of Anisakis simplex (herring worm), 570 nucleotides long. The record is from the annotation of a GenBank genome assembly. NCBI's taxonomy places the organism in Eukaryota, Metazoa, Nematoda, Chromadorea, Rhabditida, Anisakidae.